AUGAUUUCCGCCAAGAUGUCCACCGCCGCGCGGGCGGCGACCUUGCGCUCUCAGCCGGCGGUCUUCAGAGCCGCUUUGCAAGGAUUCCGGGCUGUUUCAUAUUCGGCAUUCCCAGUUCAGACUCUGAAGCUGUCUGGUAAUACCCAAAGGAACAGUCUUCAGCCGACUUGCCUCCCGGUGUCCCAGCUCGUCUCGCCUUUUGCCGCCCUGCCCUUGACCCGUUCUUUCCACGUCGCCACUCCUCUGUCCCAGCAACAGCAACAACAACCGCCCAAGGGCGAGAAGAAGGGCGAGGAUUCCAAUUCCGAACCACACGAUGAGAAGGAGCAAUCAGACAAGGAGGAGCAGAAGGAGAAGAAGGAAGAGGCGCCUCCGCCACCCCAUGGCGACAAGUCGCCAUGGCAAGUGUUCCGCGACACCCUUCAGACCGAGUUCAAAGCUUCCAAGGAAUGGAACGAGUCCACCAAGGCUCUGGCUUCCUCUGCACAUGAGUUCUCUGAGAACGAGAACAUCAAGCGCGCCCGUGCGGCCUAUGAGGCGGCCUCGGGUGCCGCGACUUCUCACACGUCCGCUGCUCUUAAAACGACCGGUCAAGCAAUCGGAAAAGGCGCCGCCUGGACAUGGAACACCCCCGUCGUCAAGGGUGUCCGUAAGGGUGUUACCGCCACUGGUGCUGGACUCGAGAAGGCCACAAGACCCGUUCGGGAGACCGAGGCUUUCAAAAGUGUGAAGGAUGCCAUUGAUGAUGGCAGCAGCUCGCGCUACGGUGGAUGGGUUGAGAAGGAGGAGCGUCGCAAGCAGCGCCAGCUUCGUGAGGAGAUGGAAAUCAAGUCUGGCAAGCGCCGGGCCGAGCAGAUGGUGGAGGACCCGAACGCCGGUACCAACGUUACUCUUCACAAAGAUGCGGCUUGGAAGGAGUCAUGGCGCACCUUCCGCGACUCUAACCCAGCCAUGCAGAAGCUCUUCUCUCUGAGGGAUGUGUACGACGAGUCCGAGAACCCGCUCAUCAGCACUGCUCGCAGCAUUACUGACCGGAUCGGUGGCUUCUUCGCCGAGAAUGAGACUGCCAUGGUCGUCAAGAAGUUCCGCGAGAUUGAUCCCAACUUCCAGAUGGAGGAAUUCCUGCGUGAGCUGCGUGAAUACAUGCUGCCCGAGGUUCUGGAUGCCUAUGUGAAGGGAGACAUCGAGACCCUGAAGCUCUGGCUCUCUGAUGCGCAGUUCUCCGUCUACGCCGCCCUGUCCAAACAGUAUACCACUGCCGGUCUGAAGUCUGAUGGCCGCAUUCUGGAUAUCCGCGGUGUCGAUAUUUCCAACGCCCGUCUGUUGGACCCUGGCGAGAUUCCGGUGUUCGUUGUCACCUGCCGUGCGCAGGAAGUCCACGUUUACCGUAAUAUCAAGUCCAAUGAGCUUGCUGCUGGUAUGGAGGACAAGGUUCAGCUGGUCACCUACGCCAUUGGUUUGACUCGUAUUCCUGAAGAAGUCAGCAACCCUGAGACUCGGGGCUGGAGAUUGAUCGAGCUGCAGAAGGCCGCUCGCGACUACAUCUAA
Penicillium canariense is the source of this 1548-nucleotide messenger RNA. It is a transcript of the gene tim44, whose product is annotated as protein translocase subunit TIM44. The record is from RefSeq and is a predicted model, not a curated record. Bases 1 to 1548 code for a protein of 515 amino acids. The transcript is spliced from 2 exons. Lineage: Eukaryota; Fungi; Ascomycota; Eurotiomycetes; Eurotiales; Aspergillaceae. Gene Ontology annotation, cellular component: mitochondrial inner membrane. Gene Ontology annotation, biological process: protein import into mitochondrial matrix. Gene Ontology annotation, molecular function: protein-folding chaperone binding.